Dreissena polymorpha is the source of this 4491-nucleotide messenger RNA. RefSeq lists its product as uncharacterized. NCBI's taxonomy places the organism in Eukaryota, Metazoa, Mollusca, Bivalvia, Myida, Dreissenidae. The coding region runs from base 324 to 3158 and encodes 944 amino acids. The transcript has a single exon. The record is from RefSeq and is a predicted model, not a curated record.
GGCUCACGCAACAUAAUGUGUAUUUGGCUUGCCAUUUUAAUUCUAUAAAUUCAUGCACAUCUUCAAGUUGUACUCAGCUUCGAGCACUGUGGAUUCGUUUGUGACUUAACCAAAUAAAUUGCUUAAAAACCAACAGGAUACGUGUAAUUGUUAUGACUUGUGAUUAAAGUUUAUUUCAAGUCUGAAAAACGUUAAAUCGAAUAUACAUUUUAGGUGAAAAAAACAACAACAGAAUAUAUAAGUCUGUGUUUUCCCUUUAGUACGCUUAGUUAGCUGGAUCAAUACAAGACUGUUUAAUUCACGUUGAAACAAAAGACUCAAACAUGAAAGCGUGUUCAGUGAAUUCAAUGACGGUGAUUGUUUAUAUUGUGUCUGUUUUUGUUAUCCUAAGCGUUAUUAACAGUGUGGAUGGAUUUAACAUGCUAGUAUCGCUAGAUAAGAAACAGCCGAUGAAGAAAUGUAUUUCACCGUGUAAAAUAUUUCCAGCAAUGUGCAAAAACAAUGGCGUAUGUAAAGAACAAGGAAUCGAUUGCACUUGGUACUGUCAAUGUCCGGAAAACUGCGAAGGAUUUUUCUGUGAACAUGUAGUAACCGAAAAGCAAGAGCCUAAACAAGAUGACACCGAAAUUGCAGAUGAAAACAAGAAUUCGGUUGACCUUCAACAGAAGCAAGAUACAUCUGCCUUCGAUAAAUCCAAAAUUGCUCACGCAUUGGCAGGACUUUUACAGAACACGCCCGUGGAUAAAAAAGAAGAGGAAAAGGUGAAUGGAGGACUUGAACAGUCUGCGACUGUGAAAGAAAAUGAUACCAAGACAAUGAUACCGAUCUGUACUCCAGAGGAACUGGGUAACAAUACUGUAUCGAACACAUCAAACGAUGUUGCAAAGAAUAUUUUUGAUAACGAUAACAAAACAUCCAAUCAGACUCAUACACAGUCAUCACCAAAAGUUAAGCUUUUUGAAAUCAUUGAAAAGGCACUUGCAGUCGAACCAACCGAUUCUUCCAAUAAAUCUGAGGAAUCGGUUAUCGCCAACCAGACGAGAGUUGACAUUUAUGCCGAUAGUGUAGCACGAAUUGCAAUUAAUACGUCCACGAGCGAUAAAAGCUCUCAUUUGAAUGUGUCAAACGAAGUGGACAGUAAAAACGCGAGACGUGACUAUAGUAGUAAACCUAAAAUAGAAACAACGGAUUCAUCUGUAACAACGGAGACGUAUGUGUCAAACUUCAGCCAAGUGACUUCGACCGAUUACGGCAAUUUUAUUGAUCCCGCUACAAUCGCUAUUGCAUCGCCGGGUAGCAACGCGGAUGCAUCGGUAUUCACUGCUCAAAUAUCCCCUAAUGCUUCAGCAUAUAACAGCACAAACAUAAUUGUUCGUCACAAUAACAACACUUUAACAACUGCCUCAGUUGAAAUCAAGUCACCAAUUACGGAAACUGAAAAUACACAUAAUCCAACAACUUCAAAUACGAUGACAACAACUAUAAGUACUACAACUACGGAAGCCACCACUAAAUUGCCUUUAGCCACCACUACAGCUGUGCCUUUAACGACUGGGUCGACUUUGUCGACAGAACCGAAGCAAAUAUUAUCUACGGCUUAUGGUACAACUUUGUCGACAGAAACUAUUUCUUUUGUUUCAAUCACAGACAGUUCCAUUGCGCCGUCCUCAAGUAUGUCCUCCACUAUCGUUCCAGCAACAACUCCGCCCACUUCUACUGUUUCGAAAACAUCUAUUGUAACACAGUCCUCGUCGACAACUUCUGUUAUUACAUCAUCGCCAACAACUGUUGUUACAACAACAUCGCCGACAACUUCUGUUAUAACAACAGCGCCAACAACUAUUGUUACAACAUCAUCGCCAAAAACUAAUCUUACAACAACAUCGCCGACAACUACUGUUACAACAACAUCGCCGACAAUUACUGUUACAACAACAUUGCCUACAACUACUGUUACAACAACAUCGCCGACAACUACUUUUACAACAUCGCCGACAACUACUUUUACAACAUCGCCGACAACUACUUUUACAACAUCGCCGACAACUUCUUUUACAACAUUGCCGACAACUACUUUUACAACAUCGCCGACAAUUACUGUUUCCUCUACACAGCAGACAGAAGCUGUAAAGUCCACUACAUCGGUUUCCAACAAAGAACCAACAAUUAUCAUAUCUACUUCAUCACAAAUAACAGCAUCGUCCACUGAUAAAGUGUCAGCAACAACGGUAACAACGACGUCAAAUAUCAAAUUACAUGACCUAUCAAUACCGAAUUCCGACCUUUCUAAGUCGGAACAUAUUGUCACUGCAAAAUCCUCAACAGAUGUUAUAAUCCGUGCAGAAAAUUCCACCUCAAGAGAGAUAUCGGACACUCGUAUGGAAACAGUAAUUCCAGAAAAAGUAAGAAGUUCUGUUUUGAAAGCUGAAGGAUCUGGCAACCCACCAUCCGAAUUUCCGCAAAGUGAGAUUCAGUUGACCAAUGUCAAGGCAAUUCUACAUUAUUUAAAAAUUGCAAAGGCGCUGUUAAAUGUAAGUGAUUCUGGAGUUGAAUUGUCGGCAUUUGAAUCACUGCUGAAGAACCAUAUAGCAAAUGUAACAUAUUUGAAUAACGCCACAGCUAAUUCAAUUGGUGACACACCCGCUUCAAACAAUGGGUUUGCAGUAGAUCUACGUGUACCUGCUACGACAAAUUCACCAAUUCAUGUAGCAAAAGAAAUACAAAAUACCGCCGUGAAUGCAUCGUCUUUAAAUGAAUCUACACCUUUUGAUAUGGACGCAAUAACGUUGGAACCGGACACCCCCAUCAUGUCGGAUACUUCUGAACUGCGAAGGACAGAAGGCGAUUCAACUUUACAAUCAUCUGUACCACAAUCUUAUGUAGCAGAUACUAAUUUGGCAAAUAAAAACAUGUCAGAGACCAAUAACAAGACAGAAGACACGGCUUUAACGUCCACAGUUCCACCUUCAACAACAGUGAAAUUAAAACCACUUGUAAGUGGAACAAACUUUGAAAACAUUGAGAAUGCGAAUGAAUAUACCAAUGUCGAUCCUAUCAGUGCUUUGUUGCAGCAGGAGCUGUCUAGGAAAUAUAUUAAAUUAGAUCAAAUUAAGGUUGACAAAUCUCUGUUUAAAACUGAUUUGCACGGUUCAUUAUGAGUUGUGAUAAUAAUUAUAAAUAAAGUGACGCAUUGUGGGAUUUUUAAUGGAUUAUUUUUUACAUGAAUUCCACAAUGCUGAUAAACAGCGAAUAAACAUAAAUGUGUAAGUGUAUUAGUAACUUACAAAUCAGAUACAUUUAAAGCGAGUAUUGGCGUUAAAAUACUAGGCGUCGACUGAAAUUUUGAACUGAUUAUUGACGGUAAAAUACUAGGCGUCGACUAUAAUUAGCAAGGUGAUUGACAUAUAUGAUAGGUUUAUGAAUAGACAAUUGUAAUCUAACUAAAACACCUUAAACUAUUUGUAAAAAUAUAGGAUGAAGUUACAAGAACGCCAGCUGACUUUGACGAGGAUUUAUGUGUGCCAUAAAAGCGUAAAGUGAAACAUUGAUUAAUGAGAAGGAAUGAACACUUGUGCGCAACUGUUUUUUCUUCCUUUGAUGUAAAGCAUGUCUAUUUUGAAAUACACCUAUGCAGUUUAGAAUGUGUUUAUUUAAACGUUUGAUUUGUAUGUACCAUUUAAGUAUUUUAAGGGAGAUGUUUGCGUCUUUAAUGCACAUUCGAUUUUUUUUGUUAUCCCAACUUAACGAGUUGUGCUUUGUUGUAAAUACGCCGUUUUCCGUGUGUGUAUACGUAUUAUUUAAAUACAAAGUUGCAUUUGUUAUUAUUUGCAUUUGCAUAUUUUUUAUGUAGAUCGUUGCGUUUUAUAUAAGCAAAUUAAACUAAACUGAAUAAAUUAUUAUUUUCUCUAUUAAUUUUGGUCAAGAUUAGGUAAGAAACUCUUGUCUCGAAUGUUUAUAAGUAUUUUUCAGCACAGGUAUUUUUAUUUUGUUUAUGGUUUUAAAUGAAUCAUUAUGUUAUUAGAUGUCGAAUUGUCAUGGGGUUUUGCAGAAUUUUACAUGCGUAUCUAUUAAUUACAAUGCGGAUAAAAUAGCUCUUGACCUUGCAAUUUAUGACUUGAUAACUUUUAAAUUAGCAUCGAUAAGCUUUAAUUAGAAUGUUCAAACUGUAGUUUUUCACUAUCAAAUAGUGAUUUAGUUAGCUUGUUAAUGUUCUGAGCUUAAUGAAUUGCUUUGACUUCGGCGUCUGAAUAAAAUGUUUGUGCCCGGGUUUCGAUUUGGGAAAAGCGUGACUCGGUUGUCAAAUGAACAUAGGCCAAUAUGGGCACAUUUUGCAAUUUCCUCUCAUGUUUGUGUCUGUGUUGAUAAAUUUAUUGUUGUCAUUUGACAUUGACAUUGGGACAAAAUAAGUAUAGCGCACACAAAAUGAUUUAUAUGAUGUUCCUUAAUUUGCAUAAUAAUAAUGUUAUAUUUAAUAAAUUGAUUUAACAAUAA